Molecule: messenger RNA, 198 nt
Organism: Aspergillus pseudotamarii
Lineage: Eukaryota; Fungi; Ascomycota; Eurotiomycetes; Eurotiales; Aspergillaceae
Exons: 2
Coding region: 1-198 (65 amino acids)
Source: RefSeq, a predicted model, not a curated record
AUGGUCAUAGUAAAACCAAAUAAUACUAGAUUCAAUACAUACGUGCAUACAUCAGCAAAACUCAACCUUAACGAUGGGGAUCAUCAGGUCUAUCGCAAGUCACCCAGAUUCUCGGGAAUCUUCCCCGGUGUCUACUUCGUCGUGCAGGUCUUAGUGUUCUCGACACAGGAUGAUCCUUAUCCACCCGGUGUACGCUAA